AACCGAGAAAGAAAUCUAGGGUUUCUCGUGAAGGGGAGGAAGAAGUCGGAGUGGAAGAAGAGCAGCAUCAAGAGGAUAUUGGUCAAUCUUCUACGAAGGACAAGAGCCUCUAUGAGAUGGGAGAAGCAGGAGGAGAAGGAAGCAUGGAAAGCUUUCUGAGAUGGGCCGCAAAGCUUGGAAUAACAGACUUAACUCGGUCGUUCCAAUCUCAAUUUGAUGAAGGGGGUACUUGUUUGGGCUAUUCUCUCACCAUCUCUCACUUCCCAAAGGAAGGGGGGAGAGGUCUGGCUGCUUCGCGUCAUCUCAGGAAAGGAGAAUUGGUUCUCAGAGUUCCAAAGCAGGCCUUAAUCACAAGAGAUGGUCUUCUUGUUAAAGACAAUAAGCUCUCUUUUGCUGUCAAUGGCUAUCCUUCCCUCUCCCCUACCCAUAUAUUGGCUGUUUGCCUGUUAUAUGAGAUGGGUAAAGGAAAGAGCUCGUUUUGGUAUCCUUAUUUGAUGCACUUACCGCACAGUUAUGACAUACUAGCAACUUUCAGUGAGUUCGAGAAGCAAGCUUUCCAAGUCGAUGAUGCUAUUUGGGCUACAGAGACGGCAGUGGCAAAGGCUAGACUGGAGUGGAAAGAAGCUAGUGCAUUGAUGGAAGAGCUUAAGCUUAAACCUCAGCUUCUCACUUUUAGGGCAUGGCUUUGGGCCUCAGCAACGAUAUCCUCAAGAACGCUACAUAUUCCCUGGGAUGAAGCCGGGUGUCUAUGUCCAGUUGGAGACUUAUUUAACUAUACUGCUCCUGGAGACGAGCCAGAUAUAUUUGAAAAUAUAAAGGAUUGUAUGCAUUCUUCUUCCUUGAAAGCUAGCUCUUUGCCAUAUGGGAACACUACUGGCACAGAAGCUGCAGAUCAAUGUGAAAAGCACUGUCAGAGGUUGAUAGAUGCUGGAUUUGAGGAAGAUGUUGAUGCAUACUGUUUCUAUGCUAGAAGAUUCUACAAAAAGGGCGAACAGGUUCUUUUGAGUUAUGGAACAUACACAAAUUUGGAACUUCUCGACCACUAUGGAUUUCUUCUAAACAGAAAUCUGAAUGACAAGUUAUUUAUUCCUUUGGAACCUGAGAUGUACUCUUCCAGCUCGUGGCUGAAGGAGUCAUUGUAUCUUCAAGAAAAUGGGGAGCCAUCUUUCGCCUUAUUGUCUGCUUUGAGGCUCUGGGCAACCCAGCCAAGUCAGCGGAGGUCAGUCGGACACCUUGCUUAUUCAGGAUCUCUUUUAUCAAUAGACAAUGAGAUAGCAGUAACCAAAUGGUUAUUGAAGAAAUGCCAUACUAUUUUGGAAAAACUACCGACGGUUAUCGAAGAAGAUCAUAUACUGCUCUCUGUGAUUGAUAAAGUCCGGAGUAGUCCCUCAGACCUGAAGAUGGAGUUUUCUGCUCUUGAAGGCGAGGCCUUGAGUUUCUUGGCAGCUUGUACUUUGCAGAAGAGACCAGAUGAUUCUGGGAAGAUUUGCAGGUCAAUGGAGAGAUGGGUAUUAGCAAUACAAUGGAGGCUUGGAUAUAAAAGGAUUCUAGUUGACUGCAUUUCUUACUGUAAUGAGAGGAUGAAGUCCUUAUAAAAUAGAAGUGAACAUGGCAUUAUCCAACUUGUGCAAUUUUGAUAUUUAUUGGUUUAAUGCUGCUGCUUUGCUA
Messenger RNA from Tripterygium wilfordii, 1668 nucleotides. RefSeq names its product protein SET DOMAIN GROUP 40. Gene Ontology annotation, molecular function: protein binding; protein-lysine N-methyltransferase activity. The record is from RefSeq and is a predicted model, not a curated record. Bases 117 to 1595 code for a protein of 492 amino acids. Lineage: Eukaryota; Viridiplantae; Streptophyta; Magnoliopsida; Celastrales; Celastraceae. The transcript has 6 exons. Gene Ontology annotation, biological process: peptidyl-lysine monomethylation.